Bursaphelenchus okinawaensis is the source of this 2360-nucleotide messenger RNA. The record is from the annotation of a GenBank genome assembly. Lineage: Eukaryota; Metazoa; Nematoda; Chromadorea; Rhabditida; Aphelenchoididae.
AUGCCGGGUCACUUUAUGUACCGGUAUUACGUUACACCAAACUUUGGUGGUACCAAGUCGGAAAGUACCACUACUUUGCAGAGCAGUCAUAGGGAUGAAACUACUUUUUGUGAGUUUAAACUUUAUUUUUGUGUAGAACAGAGAUAUUACAGUCAAUAUUACGGGUUUUGGGUAGUAAAUGUACUUAUUUUAUAGUCGUACGAUGCUGUCUGUAAUAACAGUUUACUAUAACAUACUCAUGACUUUUUUGUUUAACAGCUCACUAUAUAUUGUUCAAAUAACUCUGUGCCCUUCUUAAAAAAAAUUUCCAAAAUUAGGGAGCACAGAAUUAUUUGAAAAUCGUAAUAUAGCAAUAGUAAAGUUAUGAGUAUAUUAUGAUAGUAAACUAAUAGGUUGUUCAAAUAAUUCUGUGCUUUCUAACCUUAAAAAUUUUUGAAAGGAGGCACAUAAUUAUUUGAACAAUAUAAUAAAUUAUCAUACAUACAUAACUUAUAAUAGUGAUCAAUUUAGAUUGGAUGAUACCAUGCUUUGGAGCCCUAUGUAUCGGCUUCAGCUUGGUUGGUGUAUUCACAGUGGCAGUAAUGUUACCAGCUGCAUUGUUUCGGUUGCAUAAAACUCAUGAAUACGUUAAUAUUCAUGCUAACCAUUUUAAGGUAGGCUUUUAAAAAUACAUUACUUAUUAGGUUGUUCACCUAAUUCUGAGCCCCUUUUUAAAGCAAAUUAGGAGGUGUGGAGAGUUGGGAAGAACAGAUUAUUUGGACAACAAGCUAAAAACGAAACAAUUUUGAAAAAUAGGUCGAAUUCAAGAGAAAAAACUGUAAUUUGACAGUAUUAGCUUUAAAUAUGAUGUUUUAGCACCAGACCAACAAUUUAUGGUUUGAGCUCGGCCGAGUUCAAAAACAAUGGCGUUUACGAAGAGAUCACGUCUACACAAACCAAACUGAACGUAGGUUAACAAACGGGUAAUAAAAAUUGAUAAAAGGCUUAAAAUUUCAAAAAUAUUUUUAAAAAUUUGACUUUUUUAAAAUUUUUCUUUAAAUUUUUGCUAGGACUUUGGCUAGGACUAGACAAAGUUUUCAAAGCUUUUUUUUUAAACUUAAAACUCUAGCUUCUAUAUAUGUUGACAACGAAUUUUUGAAGUUACAGUACCAGCACUCCCAGUAUUACCAGUACCACAAGGUUUCAUCCCUUUUCCGUUUCACAAAAUUGAAAUUCGAAGACGUCCACAACCAUCAGAUCGCUUCGUACCUAAUGAUUCAAACUUUGAUUUCGAUGACAAUCUAGAAGAUACGACCAUACCUGAGAAAACGUAUUUUACUACACAAAAUGAGUACUGUAAGUCAAUUUUUAAACUGUAAAAUAUUGUAAUUUUAGCCGAAAGAACCACAGUAUCCCAAAAGCAAAUAUUUCGAGUGACCGUCAAGCCUAGACCUCGCCCAGUACCACCCUUAUCAAUGAAUUCAUUGACCAGUGACAAAGCCAGGCAAACCUUUGACUAUUAUCACCAACAUCUUAACAAUCCACCAGCCACCCCACCACCGCCAAUCUUCUAUCCUCCCCCACCGCCCAUGCCCACUUAUACCAAGAGUUCUGGCUAUGUCACACAAUGUAUCGGACCACCAGGACCACCUGGAGCGGAUGCAGAAGACGGUCCGGACGGCGCUACAGGUCCUAAUGGAGCUCCUGGUGCCGAUGCUAUAUUUGAAAGACUACCAGCACCAUGUCAAAUAUGCCCUCAAGGCGCGCGUGGUCCUAUUGGCGCUCCAGGACCAGCCGGAUCAACUGGUUAUGGUGGUUCACCUGGUUACCCCGGCUCGACAGGUGAACCAGGAGCACAGCCUGAUUGUCCAGGUCCUCAAGGAUACCCGGGAUUUCCAGGUCCAAAAGGGAUACCGGGAGAACAAGGUGCACCAGGUGUGGACUGGGUCAGUGGUAUUGGAGCACCUGGAGGUAUGGGAAGUGUUGGCAGUGUGGGACCACAAGGACCUCCUGGACUGCCUGGAAAAUCGGCUUUGUUGUUUGGUGUACCAGGACCAGCGGGUGAUCCCGGUGGAGAUGGUUGGAUUGGAGCUGAUGGUCUGGCUGGCCCACCCGGACCCCCAGGCGAGCCUGGCAUUGAUAAAGGGUAAGAGGCCUAUGUUGAAUUUGGCAUUGUUACCUAAAAAUUAAAUUUAAACGUUAGAUUACGUUUCAAAAAAUAAAUUUAAACUUUAGAACGUUUUUCAAUGCCUUAUCUAUUAAUUUAUGUUCUAUACAACCUCUUUUAUAGGUAUUGUCCAUGCCCAUUCCGCAACGAAAGCCCUUAUGUUCAACCUCGGCAAAGUAACUAUGGCCGUGGAAGAAAAAGCUUAAAAUCAUAA